Molecule: messenger RNA, 1432 nt
Organism: Pygocentrus nattereri (red-bellied piranha)
Lineage: Eukaryota; Metazoa; Chordata; Actinopteri; Characiformes; Serrasalmidae
Product: carcinoembryonic antigen-related cell adhesion molecule 5-like
Exons: 6
Coding region: 74-1300 (408 amino acids)
Biological process (GO): cell surface receptor signaling pathway
Molecular function (GO): transmembrane signaling receptor activity
Source: RefSeq, a predicted model, not a curated record
CUGUCAUUAUUCAGUCAUUUUUCCAAACUCACGUGCAUCUUCUGACUGAAUAUUUCAGUCUCCAAGUUUCUAAAUGAUUCGUCCUGUUUUUACAGCGAGACCAAAAGCUACAGUGACAAUACACCCAGCUGAUCCUGUGUUCACCGGAGAGAGAGUCACUCUCACGUGUCAUAUAGGAAGUGGAGAUGGCUGGUAUUAUGAGUGGUUUAAGGAUGGUAAAUCUCUCAGUGAAGCUGGACAGAGGAAGGAAUACACCAUUUCUAAAGUUGCUGAGUCUCAUGGAGGAGUUUAUACCUGUAACGGAACACAGUCAACACAGCCGAGUUACUCAGACACCAGUGAUGCUGUUACACUGACUGUAUCAGAAAAACCUAAACCUGAACUCACAUCAAGCCAUAAAGGAGCUGCACUGAUAGGAAAUCCAGUGGUUCUGUACUGUAAGCUGGAUCAGUCCGCUGGAUGGAGGUUUUACUGGUCCAAACACACACAGAGCCCUGAGAAUGAGACCAAGACUGAAACACACUCCUACACCAUCAGCUCAGUCAGUGUCUCUGAUGGAGGACAGUACUGGUGCAGAGCUGGGAGAGGAACCCCAGUCUACUACACUCACUACAGUGAUGCUCUCUGGAUAAACGUCACUGGUACGACCCGUUCAGACUCUCUGACAGUCAGUCCCAGUAGAGCUCAACACUUUAGUGCUGACUCUCUCUCACUGAGCUGUGAGGGACAGAGUGACUCUACUGGAUGGAGAGUGAGACGAUACACACACAGUGAGAAGGUGUCAGAUUGUUCAUCAGGCCUGGGAUCAGUUACAGGAUCUACAUGCAGUAUCAGCUCCCUCAGCACAUCCCACACUGGAGUGUACUGGUGUGAGUCUGAAUCUGGAGAGAGCAGCAAUCCUGUCAGCAUCACAGUGACCAAUGGUUCUGUGAUUCUGGACAGUCCUGUUCAUCCUGUGACUGAGGGAGAUCCUCUGACUCUGCGCUGUUUAUAUCGUGACCCAAAGCCCUCAAACCUCACAGCUGAGUUCUAUAAAGAUGGAUCACUCCUCCAGACUCAGACUACAGGAGAGAUGACCAUCCGUACCGUCUCAAAGUCAGAUGAAGGUCUCUACCACUGUAAACACCCAGAGAAAGGAGAGUCUCCACAGAGCUGGAUCUCAGUCACAGGAGCUUCGUUCUCCGUGUUCAGUCUGCUCAGUAGUUUAAUGGCAGUGUCUCCGUAUCUGCUGGUGACCAUUGUGCUGGGGGUCAAAUGCUACAGAGCUCAAGCUAGACCUGAUGAGGAGAACAAGCAGUGACAGAAGCUGGAGCAUGAUGAUGAGUGUCAUGAGUUUUACAUUAGAAUUAUUCAACUGUGUGUUUUAAACCUCUUUCUCUCUUAUUCACAAUAAAUCAGGUUCAUGCUUAAUGAAUAGUUUUGCACGUCUUCA